Messenger RNA from Penicillium nucicola, 1608 nucleotides. Its product is annotated as feruloyl esterase B-1. Bases 1 to 1608 code for a protein of 535 amino acids. The transcript has 2 exons. Lineage: Eukaryota; Fungi; Ascomycota; Eurotiomycetes; Eurotiales; Aspergillaceae. The record is from RefSeq and is a predicted model, not a curated record.
AUGCGAGUUACACUCUUUCUGGCUGGCUGUGCAGUCGCCAGCGCGUCUAACACCAUUUCCGCUCGAGACGCCCGCGCUACGAAGUCUUCCUUCGAAACCCAAUGCGCGUCGUUUCAGCAUAAACUCAAAAUACCAAAUGCUGUUGUGCAUUCAGUGACUCAUGUUCCGGCAGGGGCAAAUAUCUCCAUGGCCAACAACCCUACUGUCUGUGCUUCAGAUGGAACGGGCGCCACCAGUAGCCCUUUUGAAUUCUGUCGUGUUGCGCUGAAUGUGACGACCUCGGCCAAAAGCCAGAUCUUCAUGGAAGCCUGGCUGCCAAGCAACUACUCCGAGCGGUUCCUUAGUACCGGAAACGGAGGUCUUGGGGGAUGCAUUCAAUAUUCCGACAUGAUCUAUGCCGCGCAGUAUGGAUUUGCUACUGUGGGAACUAACAAUGGCCAUUUCGGCGACACUGGUGUUUACUUCUAUCACAACGACGAAGUACUAGAGGACUUUGCUUACCGAGCCCUCCACACUGGCGUUGUGGUGGGAAAAUCAAUCACUCAGCAAUUUUAUACCAAGGGCUUCAAGAAGUCGUACUACCUAGGCUGCUCAACGGGUGGUCGCCAAGGAUGGAAGUCAGUGCAGAAAUUCCCAGACGACUUCGAUGGCGUGGUUGCUGGGGCACCUGCGUUUAACUUUGUCAACCUUUGCAGCUGGGGUGCUCGAUUCUUCCCGACGACAGGAAAUUCCAGCGCAGACACAUUCUUGACUACCGCUCAGUGGGGUCUUGUGCACACUGAGAUUUUGCGUCAAUGCGAUGACCUAGAUGGUGCCGCAGACGGAGUUAUCGAGGACCCUGAUCUAUGCAAUCCCGUGUUUGAGACUUUGCUUUGCAACUCGACUGAAAGUAAUACCUCCGGUUCAUGCCUUACUGGAAAGCAAGUGAAUUCAGUCAAUAUCAUAUUCAGCCCGCUCUAUGGUAAAGAUGGCCAAUGGUUGUACCCUCGAAUGCAGCCUGGGUCGGAACAAACGGCAGCGUUUGUUUAUUACGACGGUCAACCGUUCGCUUACGCCGAGGACUGGUACCGCUAUGUCGUAUACAACAACCCCAAGUGGGACCCAACUUUAUGGACAGUCAAUGACGCCGUGGUCGCAGAUGCCCAGGAUCCUUUUGAGAUUUCGACCUUCAAGGGUGACAUUUCAGCAUUCCAGAAGACUGGAGGCAAGGUGCUGCAUUACCACGGACUUGAAGAUCCCAUUAUCACAUCCGAAAGCUCGAAGUACUAUUAUAAGCACGUUGCCGACACGAUGAGCCUCAGUCCGUCGGAAUUGGAUGACUUUUAUCGGUUCUUCCCUAUUAGCGGAAUGAGCCAUUGUUCGCCCGGUGCCGGCGCUGGUUCUAUUGGUCAGGGUAGUAGUACUUUUGUUAACAAUACACCAGAAGAUAAUGUUCUGCUUGCAAUGGUCCAAUGGGUGGAGAAGGGAAUUGCCCCGGAGCAUGUGCGUGGCACCAAGUUCAACGGCACCACUGUCGAAUAUCGUCGCUUGCACUGCAAAUAUCCCAAGCAUAAUAAGUAUGUUGGCCCGGGCCCUUAUGAAGAUGAAAGUGCCUGGAAAUGUGUUUGA